UUUAAAAUAAUUAUUUUUAAUUUUCUUUCUUGUGAAGCGUCUUGUGAUUUGUAUCUCGAGAGGCGCUAAACUAAAUAUUGUUUCUUUCUUCUUUGACAAAGCUUUCAGGUCUGGCGAUGCCAGGUCUGCCAGGUCAGAGCUGAAGUGGGGAAUCAGAGAGGCCAACAGCUUCUUUGGCUGCCAUGAGGUGAUGACAGCUGGAACCACGACUCCAGCUCCAGCACCAACAUGCAACAGCCAGGUGCUCAUCCUGCAGACCGCUGAGGUACAGCGUACACCCAGAGGUGUUAAUGCAAGGAAAGCAGCUGGUCCAGGUGGCAUUCUGGGAAGGGUGCUACGCGACUGUACAGCGGAGCUGGCUGAGGUCUUCACAGACAUCUUCAACAUGUCUCUUUCCUAGUGCUCUGUCCCCAGCUGUCUAAAAACCUCCACAAUAGUACCAAUACCCAAAAGUCUGCAAUAAUGAGCCUCAAUGACUACAGGCCUGUAGCUUUAACACCUCCAGUGCUGGAACACACCAAGGUGAAGGCAUCAGGAAGAUCAACCGGCCACAAAAACCGCUGGUGUAGUUUUAUCACUGCUCCACAAAAGUAUCCUGACCAACAGCAUCCUGGUGUAGUACAGCUGACAGGGAGGCCCUGCAGAGAGCAAUUACAACUGCAGAGAAAAUAACAAACACACACCUGGCUGCCCUGGAUCACAUCUUCACCACUCGCUGCCUCCAGAAAACCACAAACACCCUAAAGGACUCAACACACCCCGCUAACCAUCUCUUCAAACUUGUUCCAUCUGGUAAACAACACAGGGCAAUAAAAACAUGCACCACCAGCUUUAACGCAAGAGCAUCACUGAACUGAACGUUGCUGCUAGGAGGUCACACACAGGCUGUGAUUCUGCAGGUGCACUACAGCACCUGUAAAUUAGGCUAGUUUUAUCCAACUCUAAGCUUGUUAUAUUGUCAUCACGUAAAAGUCUGAAGUCAUCACUGAUUUUAGGAAUAUGCAUUUCAAUACUGUUCAGGAAGUUAUUACAAUUUUCUUCAGAGAAUUUUGAGGAGUACAAAUUGUCAUAAAAUUUAAGAAUUUCCUUUGAAAUUAUCUCGUCAUCCGUAAUUUCUAUAUUAUUUAUCAAUAUUGAUUUUAUACUGUUCUGUUUUUGUCUCCUUUUUUCCAGAUUACAGAAGUAUGCAUCAUUCUUUUCACCCUCCUCAAUCCACUUUGUUUUUGCGCUCAGUGACUUUCAGUUGCACUUAGUGAAUUUGUUGUUGCGCUUUUCAGUUUGUUGUGCGUUUUGUGAUUUGUUUUUGCAUGUUUCAAUUUGUUGUUGCAUUAAGUGAUUUGUUUUUGUGGUUUGCACUUCUGGGCCACCGUACUAAAGUUACUGUGAUUAUGAGUUGGUUUCUACUGGGAUGUGAAAGGCAUUUCAAGCAAUAGAAAAUGCUUCAGAAAAGCAUCUGACAUUACACCUUUAAGCUUUUGUUUAUUAUUUUACCCGAAGUAGUUUUGAAACCAAUAUUUUUCUACCUUUACUCGAGUAGAAAGCUUGAAUUGAUACUUUAACUUCAACAUAAGUCUUUCAAAACCUUGUGUGUGUGUAUUUUUGAUCAAAUCACUCUAUUUACGUGUGUGUUGGGGUUAUUGUCGGGUUUUGUCGCCCUCUGGUGACCACCUAUAUACUACAAAGAUUUCUUCAGGGUUCUUGGAAACAGGUUUCACUUUCUCUUCUUGCUCGUCGUUGCGUCGGUGAUUUCCUCGAAGUGUAGGAGUCUGAAACAGGAAUGACGGACUGUAUCCAUCCUUUCUGAGAGAGUGGAGCUCUUGACAGCUGUAGGUGUGUAAGGACCAUGGAGCAACGUGAGGACAGGGUGGAGAGGGUCUGUCCUUCUAAAACCAGUCUGAGUGAGGAACCUGAGAGGAAUCAGCAAGAGCCUAAAUCUGGACCAGGACCCGAACCCAGCUGUGUGUCCUUCAAGAGCGACCAAUCUAAGGAUCUUGAGAUUCUCUUUAAGGCAGCAGAGAGACUGGAUCAGCAGAUGUCAGAGGUCCACAGUUAUCCGUCUGCACCACAGCACCAAACCCACGUGGAAUCUUUAUUUGUGAUGCUGGAGGACAACAUUGUUACUUUUGUAAAGAAUGAACUGAAGAUGAUCCAGAAGGUUCUUAGUCCAGAUGACCCAGUUUCCUCAGAGAGUGAGACGGUUCAUGAGAAGAUGAUGGAGUGUGAGGAUGAAGACCAGCUGAGCGCUAGAGAAGCAUUUCUGAAGGUCAUGCAGCACUUUCUCAGGAGGAUGAAGCAGGACAAGAUGGCUGAACAUCUUCAGAGCAGGUGUCGUUUUUCCUGGCGGUAUACACUCAAGUCUACACUGAAGGAGAAAUACCAGUGUGUACCUGAAGGUGUUUCUAAAGCAAGAAGUCCUCUUAAUGAGAUCUACACCGAGCUCUACAUCAUAGAGGGGAGGACUGGAAUAGUCAGUGGUGAUCAUGAGGUCAGACAGAUUGAGACAGCAUCCAGGAAGCAAUACAGACCAGAAACAACGAUCAGACAUGAAGACAUCUUUAAACUCCCGCCUGGAAGAGAAGAACCAUUCAGAACAGUGAUGACAAUUGGAGUGGCAGGCAUCGGGAAGACAGUGUUAACACAGAAGUUCGCUCUGGACUGGGCCGAGGGCAAAGCCAACCAGAACGUCCACUUGUUGUUUCCGUUCACCUUCAGAGAGCUGAAUAUGCUGAAGGUGAAGAGGUUCAGCUUGGUGGAGCUUGUCCGUCACUUCUUCUCUAAAAGCAAAAUGGCAGGAAUCAGCAGCUUUGAAGAACUCCAGGUUGUGUUCAUCUUUGAUGGUCUGGACGAGUGCCGACUUCCUCUGGACUUCCACAACAAGGAGGUCCUGACUGAUGUUACAGAGUCCACCACAGUGGAUGUUCUGCUGACAAACCUCAUCAGGGGGAACCUGCUCCCCUCUGCUCGCCUCUGGAUAACCACAAGACCUGCAGCAGCCAAUCAGAUCCCUUCUGAGUAUGUUGGCAUGGUGACAGAGGUCAGAGGGUUCACUGACCCACAGAAGGAGGAGUACUUUAGGAAAAGAUUCAGUGAUGAGGAGCAGGCCAGCAAGAUCACCUCCCAUAUCAAGGGAGCCCAAAGCCUCCACGUCAUGUGUCGUAUCCCAGUCUUCUGCUGGAUCGCCGCUACCGUCCUAGAGGACAUACUGAAAACCAGAGAGGGAGAAGAGCUGCCCAAGACUCUCACUGAGAUGUAUAUUCACUACCUGGUGGUUCAGACCAAAGUCAAGAAGAUCAAGUACGAUGGAGGAGCUGAGGCAGAUCCACACUGGAGUCCAGAGAACAGGAAGAUUAUCGAGUCUCUGGGGAAACUGGCCUUUGAUCAGCUGUUGAAAGGAAACCUGAUUUUCUAUGAAUCAGACCUGUCGGAGUGUGGCGUCGAUAUCAGGAAAGUGCUGGUUAACUCAGGAGUGUUCACGCAGAUCUUUAAAGAGGAGCGAGGACUGUACCAGGACAUGGUGUUCUGCUUCGUCCAUCUGAGUGUUCAGGAGUUUCUGGCGGCUCUUCAUGUCCACAUGACUUUCAUCAAUUCUGGCAUCAAUCUCUUGGAAGCUGAAAGUUUUUGGCUGUUAAAAUAUUUCAGCAUAUUCUGCAGAGUAAAGCCUUUUCAUCAGAGUGCUGUAGACAAGGCCUUAGAGAGUCCAAAUGGACACCUGGACUUGUUCCUCCGGUUCCUCCUGGGUCUCUCACUGCAGACCAGUCAGACUGUUCUACGAGGCCUGCUGACACAAUCAGGAAGUGGCUCACAGACCAAUCAGGAAACAGUCCGGUACAUCAAGGAGAAGAUCAGUGAGAAUACGUGUCCAGAGAAAAGCAUCAACCUGUUCCACUGUCUGAAUGAACUGAAGGAUGCUUCUCUAGUGGAGGAGAUACAACGAUCUCUGAGUUCAGGAAGCCUCUCUACAGAUGAACUGUCUCCUGCUCAGUGGUCAGCUCUGGUCUUCAUCUUACUGUCAUCAGGAAAAGAUCUGGAUGUGUUUGACCUGAAGAAGUACUCUGCUUCAGAGGAGGUUCUUCUGAGGCUUCUGCCGGUGGUCAAAGCCUCCAACAGAGCUCUGCUGAGUGGCUGUAACCUGUCUGAGCGAGGCUGUGAAGCUCUGUCCUCAGUUCUCUUCUCCCAGUCCUCUAAUCUGAGAGAACUGGACCUGAGCAACAACGACCUGGGAGAUUCGGGCGUAAAGCUCCUUUCAGUUGGACUGGAAAGUCACCACUGUAAACUGGAAAGUCUAAGCUUGUCUGGAUGUCUGAUCACAGAAGGUGGCUGUGCAUCUCUGACCUCAGCUCUGAGCUCCAGCCUGUCCCGUUUGAGAAAGCUGGACCUGAGCUACAACCAUCCAGGAGACGCUGGCCUGAUGUUGGUGACAGCUGGCCUGGAGAGACUGGAAGCUCUCCGGGUGGAGCCUGCUGGUGUCCAGUGGCUGACACCUGGCCUGAGGAAGUAUUCCUGUCAGCUCACUAUCGACACAAACACCGUGAACAGACACCUGAAACUGUCUAACAACAACAGGAAGGUGACGCACGUGGACCAGCUUCAACCCUAUCCAGAUCAUCCAGACAGGUUUGAAGGCUACUGCCCUCAGCUGAUGUGUAGAGACACUGUGACUGGCCGUUGUUUCUGGGAGGUGGAGUGGGAGGGCGAGGUUGACGUAUCCGUCAGCUACAGGCGCAUCCAGAGGACAGGAGAACGGGCCAUCUGCGAGUUUGGAAGGAACAUGGACUCUUGGUGUCUGAGCUGCUCUGGUCGUGGUCAUUACACUGCCUGGUACAAUGAAAAGGGGGUCUCCAUCCGCUCCUCCACCUCCAUCUCUAACAGGGUAGCGGUGUAUGUGGACUGUCUUGCUGGAACUCUAAGCUUCUACAGAGUCAUCUCAGACUCACUGAUCCACCUCUACACCUUCAGCACCACGUUCUCUGAACCUCUAUAUGCUGGAUUCUCCCUUGGGUUCUGGAACAGAACCGGUUCUACGGUGUGUUUAGUGUAAAGAGCUUCUAGAUACAGGAACUCAUGUUUACAUCAGUGUUACUUUUGUUGAUGAAAUAUUUUAGUUGGGGUUUUUUUUC
Messenger RNA from Nothobranchius furzeri (turquoise killifish), 5117 nucleotides. Its product is annotated as protein NLRC3. Gene Ontology annotation, biological process: intracellular signal transduction. Gene Ontology annotation, molecular function: protein binding. The record is from RefSeq and is a predicted model, not a curated record. Lineage: Eukaryota; Metazoa; Chordata; Actinopteri; Cyprinodontiformes; Nothobranchiidae.